This is a messenger RNA of Saimiri boliviensis boliviensis (Bolivian squirrel monkey), 589 nucleotides long. NCBI's taxonomy places the organism in Eukaryota, Metazoa, Chordata, Mammalia, Primates, Cebidae. The record is from RefSeq and is a predicted model, not a curated record.
AGCCAGAGAAGCGGGCGGGGAGCAAAGGUUGGCGUCCUGGCGCUCGGACCUUCGCCAGAGGGUCCGCGGCAUCCUGACGGUGGGAGCCGGGCUCCGAUCCAAGGCGGAGAGCAGCCUCCUGCGCCGCGGGCCCCGAGGGCGAGGGCGGACCGAGGGGGACGACGAGGAGGCGGCCGCCAUCCUGGGCCACCUGGAGUCGGGAGACGAGGCGGCGGCGGCGGCGAGGGAGAGCGGGGCGAGCGCGGCGGGCGCGCGGAGGGUGCGCCUCGCCCCCCUGCCCGAGCGCUCCGAGCCGCCGGAGGAGCCGGCGCCGGGCGAGCAGCCCAGGAGGAGGUACCGGCGGCAGCUGCAGAAGUGCGGCACGAACGUCGGGAGGGUCCUGACGAAAGGAGGCCGCGACGCGGUCAUCGGGCCGCAAGGCUUCGCUGCAGCCUACUCCGCCCCGUCUGGGGCAGCCGCCAGUGUGGAUCCUCCGUGCGCUGACGGGAUUCCCUGCGGUGGGAACCGUGUGAAUCGGGAGCAUCUCAGACUUGAGCGCACACAGCAUACCUGGAAGAGAAAACACGCCUUUCUUUGCUCCAUCACAUGA